CCACCUGGGGGCAGCAGCCGCAGAAGCUGCCGCCCGCCCGGUGGCAGAAACAGGAAACUAUCUUGUUUAUCAGCGGCUACGUCCUGCGGGUCACGGCUCCUCUGUUUUCUCUCUGCUCCGGAGACAUCUCAACCCAAAAACCUGCCUCUGCCUCUGCCUUUGUCUCCGUCGCUUUCUAACAUUCACCAAACCUUUCUGCAGGCGUCGCUAAAGCGUCCAGAGGAGUUUUACGGCGAGCCAUCUGUGUGGAAGUCCCGGUGUUUGCUGUGGCGGGCUUCAGCGCCAGCCUGUAGCGUUAGCCCGCCGCUCCGAACAGCGAUGACCGCGGACAGAGUUUUUCUUUCUGCGUAUUUCCACUAUUGACUCAAACCGGAGAUCCUCCGUCUAUCAUGGCGAGCGAAAACACCGACACCAACGCCGGGAACGAUCCGGAAACCGGUCCUCCAUCCGAGACAAACGAGCACGACUAUGCCCACGCCGCGGACAGUAACUUUACUCCCACAGAGGCGUCCUCCUUCUCCGGUACACCGGCGGCUGAAAGCGGAGUCGCCGUGCUGGAAAGCUUUACUACACCGGCUGAAAACGAGCAGAGCACGCCGGGGCAGCCCGUCGCCCCUCUGCCGGUAGAGCUUCCCGAACCGGCCGUGGGUGCAGAGGUGGACUGUCCCGGUGGGACUGAUGCGGAAGCGUCCUCGCUGCUGCCGCCGCCGCAGAGCGAGGAGGACCCCCAAAAGACCGCAGCGUCCGAACUUGGCGCUGCCACCUCCCCCGCCAUGCCGCGCGGCGGUCGCCGGCGUCCCAAGCGCCCGGAGGACAGGAACUGCUCCUGCUGCAAGUCCGAGUUUGAGCGGCAGGGUCGCAGCUUCAACCGCAGGGCGGUGUACACUUUCACCACCCCGGAGACUGUGCAGUGGGCCUUCCCGGACUCCGUGGUGCACAACAAGUCCUUCUUGUGCGAGACCUGUGCUCAGGUCAUUAGGAGCAAAUGCAAGCGCAAACAGACCGGGAAGCGGUCUCUGUGGCUGAAACCGCCUGUCACUAAACAGCCAGACGGGAGAGACAAGAAGAAGAAGGCCCGCAGGAUGGGAAAGAAGAGCAAAGCGGCACUGCUGGUCAGCAAGUCCUGCUACAAGGCUGCUUUCAAAAUGCUCUGGUCUGCUAAAGGUGCCAGGAAACCCAUGAUGGAGUUCUGGAGUAAACAGCUGAAAGAGGAGAUGAAGGUGCUGUCACGACAGGCAGAUAGUCCCUUUCAUCAGAAGGUGUCGAGCAGGAAGCCGCUGUCAUCCUUCCCCUGGCGACGAUGUCUGAACUGGGCCCAGGACAAAGCUCCACUCGUCAUCACCUGCCUCCGCUCGCUGUUCCCCAACAUCAAUGCCCUCUCCAAGAGCAGCCACCAGCUGUCGGAGGAGCAGGCCCAGACACUGCUGGAACGCCGGGCUGUGGUGGCGCUCUCCAUCCCGCUCUUCACCAGGAACAUCUGGAAGAACAAUUUCCUGCAGGCUGCUCUGGGGGCUGAGCUCCGCCUGCAGGGCUGCUCUGGCUCCGCCCUCGACGCCCUCAACACCAUGGGCCUGUGCCAAAACAAGGACACUGUCAGGUUACUGCUGCACAGGCUCCGAAACGGCAAGAAGGCUCCAACACAGAACGGACGACAAAGGAUGAAGCUGAAACAAGAACAGAUGAAAGGAGAACAGAUGACAGACGUGGACGAAGAGGAUAUCGAGGAGGAGGAGGAGGAAGAGGAAGAGGAGGAGGAAGUAGAGGAGGAAGAUGAGGAUGAGGAGGAAGAGGAGGAAAUGGAGAUGGCAGUGGAGGAGGAAGAAGUUGAAGAGGAAGAGGUGCAGGACGGAGUGCAAGAGGAAGAAAUAGAGGAGGAAGAGGAGGAUCAUCUGAUGUUCAGCCAGUUGAACCACAGCGAGCCUGACCCCCCCCCCCAGUUCCUGUAA
Messenger RNA from Xiphias gladius (swordfish), 1946 nucleotides. Its product is annotated as bromo and FHA domain-containing protein DDB_G0267958-like. The record is from RefSeq and is a predicted model, not a curated record. The transcript is spliced from 6 exons. The coding region runs from base 390 to 1946 and encodes 518 amino acids. NCBI's taxonomy places the organism in Eukaryota, Metazoa, Chordata, Actinopteri, Istiophoriformes, Xiphiidae.